This is a messenger RNA of Populus euphratica (Euphrates poplar), 1907 nucleotides long. Its product is annotated as probable LRR receptor-like serine/threonine-protein kinase RKF3. Gene Ontology annotation, biological process: protein phosphorylation. The transcript has a single exon. The coding region runs from base 1 to 1875 and encodes 624 amino acids. NCBI's taxonomy places the organism in Eukaryota, Viridiplantae, Streptophyta, Magnoliopsida, Malpighiales, Salicaceae. Gene Ontology annotation, molecular function: ATP binding; protein kinase activity. The record is from RefSeq and is a predicted model, not a curated record.
AUGUUCCUCUUUCAGUUCAAGUUUUUUCUAUUAGUCCUACUCUUAACCCUUUCGGAUUUCUGUUUUCGAAGUGCUGAUUGUCUUGAAAUCUCACACAGAAACCUUGUUGAAGACUCUUGCCCAUUAAAUAUCAACGUCAUUCGUGAGCUAGUCAGCGCAGCUCAUCCAAAACGUUCAUUUAUCGCUGUGCCUAAACAAUGUCAGUUCGUUCAUGAUGGAAUUCGUUUCAUUCGGUCAGUAUAUCUUCGAACCAACAGAUACUUUGUUCCUCCUGCUGAUACAUUUCAGGCAUGUUGGCAAUCGUACAGGGAGUUGAUUCACGAGGUUUCAGCUGGUCUUGAUAUCCAGUCUGGUUGUGGUUAUCAAGCUGAAUGGAUAUCAAAGGGCUGCAUGAAUAUUACAUCUCUGGCUCAGUUUGAGAGCAAAUUUCCCACGUCUAAGUUGCAAGAGAUGAAGCUUUAUUGUAAACAAUCCCUGGAUGAUGACCUUGUUUGUAAUUAUUGUACCAAGAAAUUGUUAAGUCUUGGGAAUCAGUAUCUUCAUGGUCCUCGACCUGAGAAUGCCUCAGAUUGUCCAGGUUAUUUGUUCAUGUAUACAGCUGCAGUUAUUAAUCAGUUUGGACCGACUGAUCCCGGAACUGCAGAAUGCUUGUUCGGGCUGAAGUAUUCAAUGAAGUCCACCGCCUACAGGUAUCACAGUGCUGUAAUUGCUGGCAUUGUUGUGGGUUCCAUGUUUGGAGUCGUGGGAGGCUUCAUCGCAGUUUGGUUACGCCGGACGCGACACGGGAGAAGUGAGAAGGAAAAGGUUAGUCCUGAGGAUGGCGAGCUUAGUUUGGAUCUUGGGUUUGGAUUGCAUAGUAGAGGCACUAAUUUGGUCAAAUUCAGAAUUGAGGAAAUUAGAAAGGCAACAGUGAAUUUCUCUACACAUAAUAUUAUUGGAGGGGGGGGUUAUGGGAAUGUUUACAAAGGGAUGUUAUCAGAUGGGUCUGAAGUCGCCUUCAAGAGGUUCAAGAACUGUUCUGCUAGCGGUGCUGCAACUUUUGCACAUGAAGUGGAAAUCAUAGCCAGUGUAAGGCAUGUCAAUCUUGUUUCUAUAAGAGGCUACUGCACCACAGCAGUUCCUCCAGAAGCUCCCCAAAGGAUCAUCGUGUGCGAUUUGAUGCGUAAUGGAAGUCUCUACAACCAUCUUUUCGAAUCAGGAAAAACAAAACUUAGCUGGCCGAUUCGUCAAAAGAUCGCCCUUGGAACCGCAAGGGGGUUGGCUUAUUUACACUAUGGGGUGCAUCCAGCAGUAAUCCAUAGGGAUAUUAAAGCUAGUAAUAUACUUUUGGAUGACAAUUUUGAGCCUAAAGUUGCAGAUUUUGGCCUUGCAAGGUUCAAUUCACAGGGAAUGACACAUUUUAGCACCGGGGUUGCCGGGACUCUCGGUUAUGUUGCCCCGGAGUAUGCCUUGUAUGGGCAGUUAACCGAAAGAAGCGAUGCCUUCAGCUUUGGUGUUGUGCUUGUUGAGCUUCUGAGUGGAAAAAAGGCUUAUGAAAUCAAUGAAGGAAAUGUUUCUCUGUUGACAGACUGGGCGUGGUCACUAGCAAGGGAAGGGAGAGGAUUGGAUAUUAUUGAAGAAAACCUGCCUGAAAUGGGAUCACCGGAGGUGAUGGAGCAGUAUGUGCACAUUGCUCUUACUUGUGCUCAUCCAGUGUUACAUGCUAGGCCACCAUUUGAUCAGAUUGUGAAUAUGUUGGAAACCAACAUGCCUGUUCCCUCGUCUCUUGAAGCAUACAUCGCUACCUCCAAUUUGGAAAUUUGCAGUAUCAGCUCAAGUUAUAACUUUACUUCGUCCAUCGGAAGUGAUGAGAACCAAUUCAGACAAUUUGGAUGACAGGAAAUUAUUGCUUUUGUGUAUCUUGUAUG